Molecule: messenger RNA, 891 nt
Organism: Microthlaspi erraticum
Lineage: Eukaryota; Viridiplantae; Streptophyta; Magnoliopsida; Brassicales; Brassicaceae
Source: the annotation of a GenBank genome assembly
AUGGCGACUAACGGAUCUGCGAGCUCGGGACAGCUCUCCCAGAAGGAAGCUGACAUCAAAAUGAUGUGUGCUGCUGAGGUUCACCUCGGUACCAAAAACUGCAACUACCAGAUGGAGCGAUACGUCUUCAAGAGACGCAACGACGGUAUCUACAUCUUCAACCUCGGCAAAACAUGGGAGAAGCUGCAGAUGGCUGCAAGAGUGAUCGUUGCUAUUGAGAACCCAAAGGACAUCAUUGUGCAGUCAGCUAGGCCAUACGGUCAGAGAGCUGUCCUCAAGUUCGCUCAGUACACUGGAGCCAACGCCAUUGCUGGAAGGCACACUCCUGGUACCUUCACCAAUCAGAUGCAGACCUCAUUCAGCGAGCCAAGGCUUUUGAUCCUCACUGAUCCACGUACUGAUCACCAGCCCAUCAAGGAAGGUGCUUUGGGUAACAUCCCCAUCAUUGCUUUCUGUGACACUGACUCUCCCAUGAGGUUUGUUGACAUUGGAAUCCCAGCCAACAACAAGGGAAAGCACAGCAUUGGUUGUCUUUUCUGGCUUCUUGCUCGCAUGGUCCUUCAGAUGCGUGGAACCAUCCGUCCAGCUCAGAAGUGGGACGUCAUGGUCGACCUGUUCUUCUACAGGGAGCCUGAGGAGUCCAAGGCAGAGGAUGAGGAUGAGUCUGCACCACCGGCUGACUUUGGACUACCUGCUCCUGAAUACGGAAUGGUUGGUGGAGACCAGUGGACCACUGCUGCGAUCCCUGAUGCUGCAUGGCCUGGAGAAGCCCAGCAGCCAAUCGCUGCUGCUCCAGCCGCUGGUUCUUGGAACGAUGCCGCUCCUGCUACAGGAGGUGAAUGGGAGACGGCCGUGCCACCAACAAAUGUUCCACCAAGUGGCUGGGAAUAA